Molecule: messenger RNA, 1367 nt
Organism: Physcomitrium patens
Lineage: Eukaryota; Viridiplantae; Streptophyta; Bryopsida; Funariales; Funariaceae
Product: two-on-two hemoglobin-3
Biological process (GO): oxygen transport
Molecular function (GO): oxygen carrier activity; oxygen binding; heme binding
Source: RefSeq, a predicted model, not a curated record
UUUUAGGCGAGGCGCCACAUCCAGUUCCACGGACGCUGCGCAGCUCCGCCGCUCGAUCCAACCCAACAUGAAUUCCGCUUCAAUACACUGUAUUCGUUCAGCUCUUGCGGUGGACGUGCCAACUGCAAAUGUGAUCCAGCCUUAAUUCGUGAUUGUGGACUGUUGAGGUGUUCAAACGCAGCCAGUGUUAAGUUGGUUCGGCUCUCUGAAUGCGUCACAGAGCUGUCUGCCGGAAAGAUGGCUGCAUGUGGGAAUUCUAGGUGAUCUUGCAGGUGCUUCGCUUCUUCGAAUUUCGGCUACAGUAAAUCGUACCGUUGUUUGAGUAGGGGUGCAUGCGUUAGACAGACACCGAAUGAUCUUAAGUGUAGACAGGAUUGGAGACGAGUCUGCUUGAACCUGGAGAUAUGUUGACCAGUUGAUGCGGAAUAUUGCUUCAAUCACAUUCUUCAAGCCUGGACGCGAUACAAGGAGUGUCUUAACUGCAUAAGACAUCCCGCGCAAAGAGGAGAAGUCGAAGCUGGAGGCGAGAGGUGAAUAUUGAGCGUCUGGAAGAUCAUUCAAGUUUUCUGUGGGUAAUCUACAGGUUUCUUGUCGAGAGGAGGACUAAGGGCAGUAGUUAUACCGAUUGAAACUACCUUGAAAUGCAGGCACUAAACAGGCAGGCGUCAUGCAUGAGCGGAGUGGCGCACGAAGAUGCAACGGCCAUAGACAAUGUUAACUUGUACGAGAAGCUCGGCUUCGACACUUUUGUCAAGCUCUCCACCAAUUUUUACAACGAGGUUUACAAUGACGAUCAACAGUGGUUUCGGUCAAUAUUUGCAAAUUCUACUAAAGAUGAUGCCAUUCAAAACCAGUAUGAGUUUUUCAUUCAGCGAAUGGGUGGACCACCUCUUUACGCCCAUAGAAAAGGGAGCACGGCGCUGAUUGCAAGACACGGACCUUACCCCAUAACAGAGAGAGCUGCAGCCCGGUGGUUGUUUCAUAUGAAAACAGCUCUUGACAAGUCCCCUGAAAUCGACUUAGACUCCAAGACCCGGAUGUUCAACUUCUUCAAACAUACUGCGUUCUUUCUGGUGGCAGGAAAAGAGCUGACAAACCACCAUCGGCUGGUGGGAAAUUACGGUGUGGGUGGCAGGCACAUGGGCCGUGCUUAACAGCUUACAAACCAUUAAAAACGAUGGCAGUGCUAGAUCGAUUCCACGAAUCUUCCUCUGUACAUAUCUUCACAGGAGCAGGCAAUUCUAUUCACAUUGCCCAGUAGACCUUCUGUCAAUUUUGUUUACGGAUUGGAGCACUGAACUGGCACACAAAAUUGUACUCUAUUCUAGAUUCAAUGUAUUCCAUCCUUUUGUGGGAAUGCUCCCGUA